Perognathus longimembris pacificus (Pacific pocket mouse) is the source of this 1175-nucleotide messenger RNA. RefSeq names its product transmembrane protein 150B (gene Tmem150b). The transcript has 6 exons. The record is from RefSeq and is a predicted model, not a curated record. Bases 363 to 1094 code for a protein of 243 amino acids. Lineage: Eukaryota; Metazoa; Chordata; Mammalia; Rodentia; Heteromyidae.
GACCCAAGACAACUGGGUUUGGACUUUGCAUUUGUGGGACGAUGACGCACCUGUGAGCCCUGGCCCCACCCUACCCAGCCUUCCUAUCUGGAAGCCAUCAUCCAGCCCUAGACAGACCAGGAAAAUUAGGGAAGUAGAUCUUGAGGGGAUGAGGGCCCUGGGGAGGUCCUAGGUGGGAGUGGACCCACUGGGAAAUGAAGACUGACCACUGGAAAAGAUAACAGCGCUGUUAAGCCACGGCUGGCCUCUGUCUCUCUUUAUUACUUCUUUCUGCUCCAAGCAAACUGGAGACACCUAGGUCUGCUCUUCACCUGCCAGACUGAGAGGAGGCCGCUGGCCCUUCCUCCUCCACCAGAGCCAGAAUGCGGAGUUACCUGUCUCUUUUGCCCAUCUUGCUGGCAGUGUGGGCUAUUGCUGGUGUCUGGCUUGUUUUUGCCAUUGCUGUGAUCAACAGGGAUGUGGACCUCACCAUAAACUUCCCCUUCAUCAGCCAGUGUGGAACUUUCCCACCCCAGAGUUGCAUUUUCAGCCAGGUCCUCAACACCGGAGCUGCUAUGGUUGUCUGGAUCUGCAUUGUGCGUUACCACCAGCUCCGAGACUGGGGAGUCAGGAAGUGGACCAACCAGCUGAUCUUGUGUUCUGGGAUCCUGUGCGCUUUGGGGACCUCCAUAGCUGGCAACUUCCAGGAAAAGAACCAGAAGCCCACACACCUGGCCGGAGCCUUCCUUGCCUUUAUUGAGGGUAACAUGUACUUCUGGCUGCAGAUCGUUCUCUUCUGGUGGAAGGGCCUGUCCCAGCCUGGGGCCCCCUGGAUGGCUUGGUUGCGCCUGGGUCUCUGCAGCCUCUGCAGCAUACUCAUCGUGACCAUGCUGGCCCUGUCCUCAGCCGCCUGCGAGUGGGCUGUGGCCAUGCUGCUCUUCUUCCUCUUUGGCCUCCUCGCUGUGGACUUCUCUGUUCUGGAUGGCUGCACCCUGUGCCUUCAGCCCCAGCUGAGUCCCAGGCUCCAGCCCCAGGCUCUGGCCUGCCUUGACCUCAGCUCCCUGACCCCAGCCUCCCCCGAGACACUGCAGACCCAGCUGCCACAUGCCCUCUGACUGGGAGGGCCUCACCUCAUGGGAGAAGAAAUGGGGCUGACCUCUGGUUGUCCCCAAGAUGAGCCAGUGGGGGUCUCCCCA